UUUUACGUGAAUGUCGGCCCCUUCAACCAGCUGGACAAGCAGCUCGGUUGCGCAGCGCUGGAGUGGGAGAGCCAGCUGUCCGCCCACUGCGCGCCGUCUUUCUUCCGCCUGAGCCCAUCCCGCCUCUCCGAGGACCUGCGCCCCAUCUUAGCGGAGGCCGGCCGGCACGAGUCCUGGCCAGAACGGGCUUCCAUUGCAUAUUCUUCGUUUUUUGCUGGUGGCAGAGAGCGCGGAGAGGUCAUCCAGCAUCUCAUUGUUCUGAGGAGCGCCAUCCUGACAGUCCCCGACCGCGCCGCUUCAGAGCUAUCCUGGAAGACGCUGGCCCCCGCCCACGCCGACGACACGGUGAUUCGUGAGGCCCUGGAUGGCGCAAAUCACGCCGACCCGCAGGCCGUGGCCAGGUCGCUCCAGCGCCAUUGCCGCGAAGUCUCCGCUGCACGACGUACCGAUGGGGCCCUGCUCGCACAGCGGUUCCGCGAGGAGCUCCCGGAGCCGCCGCUAGGCCGCGCCCGCCCUGGCCUGCCGCCGCCAGAUGGCGCGCGACGGCGGCUGCGACGGGCGGGCGUGGGAGCGGCGGCCGCGAAGGCGCCGCGCUCCGCCAUUGGGCUCGGCGUGGCCCCCUUCCUCGCGUGGAUGCGCCUGGGGAG
Molecule: messenger RNA, 647 nt
Organism: Prorocentrum cordatum
Lineage: Eukaryota; Dinophyceae; Prorocentrales; Prorocentraceae
Source: the annotation of a GenBank genome assembly